CAGAAGGAGACUUGCAUCCCAGAUCCCAUUUCCUUUUCACUUUGGCUUUAUCUUGCAAGCCUAGAGAAGAAGAAAGUUGUAUGUGCUAGCUCUCCAAAGAGAAACCUGUGCAGAAUCAGAGUACGAUGAGUGGUGAGGGGGCUCUGAUUUAGACACUUGCCGGGGCAGAGGCGGAUGAAUUAUGAGCACCUGUCGGGGAGGAGUAGACUUGUGAGAGAAGAAGGUCACUUUUACAGCCUUGCUCUGCCUCCUUUCUGAUUUUGGUGACUUUCUGAACGUAGAACCAAUGCUGUGGGACACUGUUUGCAUCCCCAGGUUAAUGAUGCUUGUAAGCCAGAGGUGAAAGUGGCUCAGCAGUGCAACAUCAGGAAGUCUGGCAGACUGGAAGAGAACAGCUGCCCCCCAGGGUAGCUGCUAAGUGUGAAGCAUGGAAGAAAGUAAGAAUGAGAAGGUGAACCUGGCUCAUGUUCUCUUCGACAGAUUUGUCCAGGCUUCAACCUGCAAGGGGACUCUCAAGGCUUUCCAAGAGCUCUGUGAUUACCUAGAACUAAAACCCAAGGACUAUCGUUCUUUCUAUCACAAACUCAAGUCCAAGCUAAAUUACUGGAAGGCCAAAGCUUUGUGGGCCAAAUUGGAUAAGAGGGGCAGCCAUAAAGACUACAAGAAGGGGAAAGCGUGCGCCAACACAAAGUGUCUGAUAAUUGGGGCUGGACCCUGUGGCCUUCGUACAGCCAUCGACCUGUCAUUCCUAGGAGCAAAGGUGGUGGUCAUAGAAAAGAGGGAUGCCUUUUCCCGCAAUAAUGUUCUGCACUUGUGGCCGUUCACCAUACAUGACUUGCGAGGUCUUGGCGCCAAAAAGUUCUAUGGCAAAUUCUGUGCGGGAUCCAUAGACCAUAUCAGUAUCCGUCAGCUCCAGCUUAUCCUUUUGAAGGUUGCCUUGAUCUUGGGAAUCGAGAUCCAUGUCAAUGUGGAAUUUCAGGGGCUUGUUUACCCUCCUGAGGAUCAGGAGAAUGAAAGGAUAGGUUGGCGUGCAUUGGUCCACCCAAAAACACAUCCAGUAUCUGAGUAUGAAUUUGAAGUAAUCAUUGGAGGGGAUGGCAGGAGGAACACCUUAGAAGGGUUUCGCCGAAAAGAGUUCCGUGGCAAACUCGCAAUUGCUAUCACAGCAAACUUCAUCAAUCGCAACACCACAGCUGAAGCCAAAGUAGAAGAGAUCAGCGGUGUGGCCUUCAUAUUCAAUCAGAAGUUCUUCCAGGAUCUGCGAGAAGCCACAGGUAUUGACUUAGAGAACAUUGUCUACUACAAAGAUGAUACGCACUACUUUGUCAUGACUGCCAAAAAGCAGAGCUUGCUGGAUAAAGGAGUGAUACGGCAUGAUUAUGCUGACACAGAGUUAUUACUCUCACGGGAGAAUGUGGACCAGGAGGCCUUGCUAAACUAUGCCAGAGAAGCAGCUGACUUCUCCACUAAUCAGCAGCUGCCAUCACUGGACUUUGCCAUCAAUCACUAUGGUCAGCCAGAUGUGGCUAUGUUUGACUUCACGUGUAUGUACGCAUCAGAGAAUGCUGCACUGGUGCGAGAGCAGAAUGGUCACCAGUUACUUGUGGCUUUGGUUGGGGACAGUCUCUUAGAGCCUUUUUGGCCAAUGGGAACUGGAAUAGCCAGGGGAUUUCUGGCUGCAAUGGACUCUGCGUGGAUGGUACGAAGUUGGUCGCUUGGAGCUAGUCCUUUGGAAGUUCUUGCAGAGAGGGAAAGCAUUUAUAGGCUACUGCCUCAGACAACCCCUGAGAAUGUGAGUAAAAACUUCAGCCAUUAUAGCAUUGAUCCUGCUACCCGGUAUCCCAAUAUCAACGUCAACUUUUUGCGGCCACAACAGGUGCGCCACUUGUAUAAUACAGGAGACUUGAAAGACAUUCACUUGGAAAUAGAAAACUUUGUGAACUCCAGGACACCAAAGCUGACUCGGAAUGAGUCUGUAGCUCGCUCCAGUAAAUUGCUCAGUUGGUGCCAGAGGCAGACUGAUGGAUACGCAGGCGUAAACGUGACAGAUCUUACAAUGUCAUGGAAAAGUGGCCUAGCUUUGUGUGCCAUUAUCCACAGAUACCGUCCAGACCUAAUAGACUUUGAUUCUUUGGAUGAGCACAAUGUGGAGAAAAAUAACCAACUGGCCUUUGACAUCUCUGAAAAAGAGUUUGGAAUAUCUCCUAUUAUGACUGGAAAGGAAAUGGCAUCUGUUGGAGAGCCAGAUAAACUGUCGAUGGUGAUGUACCUCACGCAGUUCUAUGAGAUGUUCAAAGAUACCAUCCCGUCUAGUGACAGUCUGGACCUGAAUGCAGAAGAAAAAGCUGCUCUGAUUGCCAGUACCAAAUCUCCCAUCUCUUUUCUCAGCAAACUGGGACAAAGCAUCUCCAGGAAACGCACUCCAAAGGACAAAAAGGAAAAGGAACUGGAUGGUGCAGGAAAGAGGAGGAAAACGAGCCAGUCUGAGGAUGAGGACAUCCCUCGAAGCUACAGAGAAGAAAGGCCCACACUGGUGAGCGCCCUGACAGAGAGGAGGAUUGAUGCUGCCAUUGGGAAUCAGAACAAAGUGAAAUCCAUGGCAACCCAGCUACUGGCCAAGUUUGAAGAGAAUGCACCAGUGCAGUCCUCAAGCUUACGGAGACAGGGCUCGCUGAAAAAGGAGUUCCCCCAAAACGUCGGAGGCAGCGAUGUCUGUUAUUUCUGCCACAAGCGAGUCUACGUAAUGGAAAGGCUGAGUGCUGAAGGCAAGUUCUUCCACCGCAGUUGCUUCAAGUGUGAAUACUGUGCCACCACUCUUCGAUUGUCAUCUUACGCCUAUGAUAUUGAAGAUGGUAAAUUCUACUGUAAGCCUCACUACUGUUACCGACUCUCUGGUUAUGCUCAGAGGAAGAGGCCAGCAGUGGCUCCUCUGUCAGGAAAGGACACCAAAGGACCUCUGCAGGACGCCAUGGCAAGUGAUGGGAAUGGACGGGCAAAUUCCAUCUCCGCCUCAGCAGAGAGGACCCCAGGUGCUAAUGUAAAUGGGCUGGAAGAGCCUAGCCUUGCCAAGCGACUGCGUGGCACACCUGAGCGGAUUGAGCUGGAGAAUUAUCGACUGUCACUGCAACGGGAAGAAGAACUGGAAGAGGUUCCUGAAGAGACACUAGCAGAACAUAACCUGAGCAGUGUAUUAGACAAAGCAACAGAAGAUGAUGUGCCCAGCAGUAGUUCAGAGUCUGAGAUGGAGGAGGAGGAUGAGGAGGAAGAUGAUGAACUACUGCAGCCUCAGCAACCCCCUUCAGACUUGGGUGGCGUGCCAUGGAAAGAAGCUGUGCCAAACCAUGCUCUCCUGAAGGGAAGUGAAGAAGAGAUUGAGGCUGAGGAGAAUCUUGAGAUUGAAGACAAAGAGGGAGAAUACGACGAGGAGGAGGAAGACGAAGAGGAGGAAGACGAGCAGUCUAGCGAAGAGGGAGAGUAUUGCCCUUGGGAGAGAGAGCUGCAGCAAGGCCUCUGGCUUCAACGUCUCUCAAAUGAAGAGGACACGGGUACAUUUAAAGCUGGAAACCUUAGACUGCAGCAGAUUGUAAAUCCGGUUGAUCCCUUGGAGAUCCUGGCAGAUGUGCACUGGACACACAUCCGUGAAAAAGAGGAGGAGGAAAAAAUGGUCCCAGCCUCAAAGUCCUCCACCUCCAGAGCAUCCGACCUUCCCUCCGUACGCCGUGAGGCGGUACAGGCGUGGCUGGAGACGGUCCCUGGAGCUCCAUGUGAGGAUAACGAAGUGGAGGAUGAGCUGGGCACAGAGCCUGCAGACACGGAAGGGCAGGCAGGUGAAGAGGGAGACACAGGUGCAGAACUGGAUGAUGAUGACAUCCCAUCCGAUGCAGAAGCUGAGUUUCGCUUGCAUCAAGGUGACAUAGAAGAGCCAGAACUGAAGGUCUCUGAAGAAGAAGAAGAUGAAGAAGGAACAGAAGGUGCUUCUUGCAGUGUGACAGAAGAUCCAUGCAAGCCGUCCAUCCCUAUCCAGCCAGCUAACGGCAGUGUUCUUCCUCCGUCUCCUGUUGAUAGUCCCAAAGCAAAACAAACAGAGGAUGUAAAAGAUCCUCUUGCUGCAAUAUCCCAUGCUAUAAAAUCUCCAGAGGCACGCUUUUUUUCUGAGCCAUUCAUUCUUGAAGAAGGACCAAAGGAUGAAAUCCCAAAAGACAGGAAAGUUAAGAGCCCUUCAGUGCCACUCUCUCCAGUAUUAUCCCAGCCAGCUGCAUCACCAGAAGCCAUUGCACCUACAUCACCAGCAGAGUCUCAGCCAGCAGCACCGACCUUGGCUUCAUCCCCAACAUCUGCUCAAACGCCUAUAUGUUCACAACCUUUGCCUUCUGCUGAAGCAUCCAUUCCAUCCCCAGUGGAGCCUCCAGUAUGUUUCCAGCCUGUCCCAGCCUUAACGUCUACUCCUCUGGCCAAACUGGUCCUAAGGAGCCAGGAUAGCGAAGUGGAAAAAUUGAGGAGCCCUACUACUGCAGAAGAAGCCCUGAAACGGAGUAACCUUGUAGAAGAGUUCUGGAUGAAGAGUGCUGAAAUCCGGAGGAGCUUAGGCCUCACCCCAGUAGACAGAAACAAACGCUCAGAGCCAAGUUUGACUGUAUCUGCCCUUGAGACAACUCCUCUGAAGUCUUUUAAUAGUGAGAACGUUUCAGGGGAGGAGAGGAUCCACCUUGUGAAACCCCAGCCUGUCCCAAGAAGGCAGGGACUGUCCAAGUUAGAAAACGAGCAGAUAUCUCUGCUCACUCCAAAAUCUCCAUCAGAAAAAGAUCUGAAGAGUUCUAAUGAAGUAAGAAGAGACGUAUCCAGCAGUUCUGGACUUGGCCUUCAGGAGAGUUCAUCUAACAUGAGAACACUCGCUAGUCAGAGCUUCAACACUUCUGACUCUACCAUGCUUACUCCUCCCUCAAGUCCCCCACCACCACCUCCUCAGGAUGAAGAACCAGCCACUUUGCGUAAAAAGAGGCAUCAAGCGAUUUGGCAGAAUGAGGUUGAAGCCAAGUCACCUCCAACACCAGCAUCAACACCUCCUGCUCCCCGACGCUACGAGCCAACCUCUGCUGCCAAAGAGUCAGCCCAGGCCAGAAAUGAAGACGUGCGGAAGUCUUUUGCAGAGAGUGUAGAUGAGAUUCCAUUUGCUGAUGAUGUAGAGGACACAUAUGAUGAGAGGACAGAGGACACAAGCCUUCAUGAGAAGUUCUUUACACCUCCUACCAGUAGGCCAAGGCCAGAGAAACCACUUAUUUUGCCCUUGGUCAAAGAAAAUGGCGGUCCACCCUCAAUGGAAGGAGGAGGUAGCCAAAAGAAGAGGGUGCUACCUGGAAUUUCUCCAGAAGCAAAGGAGCUUGCUGAAGAAAGAAUGAGAGCCAGAGAAAAGUCUGUCAAGAGUCAAGCACUACGUGAUGCCAUGGCUAAGCAGUUGUGUAAGAUGAAGGAUAUGGAGAUGGCUCCAGCUGCUGCUGCUGGAGCCGCAAGGGCACGAAAGGCAUCUUCCAUGCCCUUGAAGACCAAAGAGUUAUUUUAUGACUCUCCAAAGCAUUUGGCCUUGAAAAUAGCAGAGAGCUCUACACUAAAGCAUGAUGCUGCUAGUGAAAAGUUCUCCACUCCUUCUGCUGAUGUGGCUGGGCCUGAAGGGUCUGUCUCCUCUUCAGAAGGCUCCAGUGGAAAGAGUAAGAAAAGAACUUCUCUUUUCUCCCCUCGUAAGAACAAAAAGGAGAAGAAAUCCAAAAAUGACAGCAGGCUUUCUGACAAAUCUAGUGGUGGGACAGAGGAAACUACAAAAACUAGAUCAUUAUGGAAGUCUGUUUUUUCUGGGUAUAAGAAAGACAAGAAGAAAAAGACUGAUGACAAAUCCUGCCCGAGCACUCCCUCCAGUAGCGCCACUGUGGAGUCUGGCAAGCACAAGGCUUCUCCAUUGGUUACAGCAGCAGAUUUGCAGCUCCGUCGACACCUGAGUUUCUCAGAGGACUCUGACCUCUCCAGUGACGAUAUUUUAGAACGUUCCUCCCAGAAAUCCAAGCGAGAGUCGAUUUAUGUACCACACGCCUUGGCAUUCAAGAGAUCAUACUCGUCAAAGAGAGCCUACACAGAAGAGGAACUGAAUGCAAAGCUGACUCGGCGAGUACAGAGAGCUGCCCGUAGACAAGCCAAGCAAGAGGAGCUAAAGAGGUUACAUAGAGCCCAGAUCAUCCAGCGCCAGCUUGAACAAGUGGAAGAGAAGCAGAGGCAGCUCGAGGAGAGAGGGGUUGCUGUAGAGAAGGCCCUUCGGGGAGAAGCAGUUGAGCCCAAUGCCGGGACACCACGUCGUAGACCUCUCUCCUUCUGCCCUUGCUGUGCCCACGAAGGCAUGGGAAAGAAGGAUGAUCCAAAGCUGAUGCAGGAGUGGUUCAAGCUGGUACAGGAGAAGAAUGCCUUGGUUCGCUACGAGUCUGAACUGAUGAUAUUCGCUCGGGAACUGGAACUGGAAGACAGGCAGAGUCGAUUACAGCAGGAACUCCGGGAGAGGAUGGCAGUGGAAGAUCAUCUGAAGACAGAUGAGGAGCUCUCAGAGGAGAAGAGGAUCCUGAAUGAGAUGCUAGAAGUGGUAGAGCAGAGAGAUUCUCUUGUGGCUCUCCUUGAGGAGCAACGGCUUCGAGAAAAAGAGGAAGACAAGGACCUGGAGGCUGUCAUGCUCUCCAAAGGUUUUAGCUUGAACUGGUCCUGAGCUUAAAACAUUUACCUCUGCUGGUCUGUGUUGUCCAGUUGGCCUACCCUGAGUUCGUCAGAAUUACAUGGAUAGGGAGAUGUUGAAGGGGAAACCUCGGAAGAGUCCGCCAGCGUGCAGGGAUUCAGUCUGAAGCACUCAGAAGCCUUUUGAUAAGUGUGUUGGUUCCAGAAGCUUAAGUUUCAUAUGUUUGCAAGCCAAGCUGAAGAUAGUGGGCUGAGACUAUGCAGUCUCCUCGAGGUCCCAUACAAUGGACUGUAUUUUUUCCUUUUGGUAGGAGGGAAAGGAAUAAACUCUGUGUGGGGGGAAGGAGGUUAAGGGGAAAAGUACCCUUAACGAAACUGGAUUUGUGGCAGUCCAUUCCUUUCCCAUUUUCACUACGCCAGUUCUAAUAAAAGGGAGGGAAGUGGCAACCCUCUCUGGAAAACCGCAGCAGCCUGUAGCAGCCUGUAUGGAGGAGUCAGCUAUCCAAGAGAGCUCCAGAAGCCCAGGCCAGCACCUUCUUUGCUUUAGUCUUCCUCCCCACCAAAGAAACCUGCAGUUGAUUAUUAUGCAUGGAUAUGAAGAAAUACGAGACAGAGACGAUUCUGCUAGUAUGUGUGAUGGAACUCCCUGCCUCCCGGUUUUUAGAGAGAUUUGGGCAUCAGAGGACUCUCUCCCUGUCGUAGUCUCCUAAAUUUUGUGUUUGCUGCGGGGAGAAAAGGGGAGAAGAAGAGAGGCAAGAUGCCCUUCUGCUUUGCUACACACUGGAGAGAGAGCUACCCCUGGCCCUAGUCUUCACGGCCGGAGCUCAGAGGCUGAUGGGUUUCUUUGUUCUGUUUUUGUUUUGACACUGGAAAAUGCUAACUGUGGGACAGUAGUAAGUGUGUGCUGGGGUAGGGGUGUUACCAGGCAGCCUUCCCUGGCUGUUAGACCCCUGAAAGGGAGAAGCCCUUGAGUGACUGAACCACCAUUAAGACUUUUCAGUGUUUUUAUUUUUCCUCUGUAUUUUGUUUUUGCACAUUGGAAACGAAGCUUAAGACCUGCCUGGGCCCUGAGUCACUUUGACCCUUUUAUGUCAAUUAACUUAUUUUUUUAAUACUUGAAAGAAGAUUCAUUUUUGUAUCUUUUACGAAAAAUAUGGACGAGUGAUGGGUGUGUGUGCCUGCUGCAUCCUACAACUUCCACUUCUAAAUUACUGGACGUUGUUACCUGUGGCUAUUUAUUAGUGUUCUUAUUAAUAAUGUUAAUGUUACACAUCUUUGAUUGUGGAGGGGGUGUUUUAACUCUAUCAGAGGAAGACACUACUGCGGAUAGGUCCCUGCUUCACAACAAGGGCAGCCUUUAUGGACCCCUGGAUGCAUCCUGCCCUAGCAGAUUUCUUUUCUGAUGAAAUCCGGUGCAUUCAUGGAGUUGUAAGAAUCUGUGUGUUCCUAGCAUACUUUUCUUCUGCAUCCCAGAUUCGCUCUGGGAUAAACCUAAAAAGGUAUUUAAAUAUUAAAUGUUAUAACAGGAAAGCCAAAACUGUGAGGAAGAGAUAUCCCCAGUGUCUCUAUUUCACUGAAAGAAGGGACCCUCGCACUCUUGAGAUACAGCUGGAGGGACUUCCAUGCAAGCAAAAAUAGCACAUUUCCUGCUGCAUCUAUUGGAAGAAGCGCCUUUUGGCUCAGCUAGUGAAGCUGCUGCUUUUAAGCUAGGAGGGUGGUCAAUGUAAUCCUACAUUAAGUAAUGAGCAGGACAUGGACUGAGCAAUUCGGCACCAUUCACUGUUUGACAGAUUCCCCAAGCACACAGUACACCCUUACCUUGUCCCACAGAGCUGAAAUAGCAUGGUGCGCUGGGUAGGUGUCUCAUCCUUAACAUGGUGAGUUAAGAGCUUUUCCCCCUGGGUUGUUGACUGUUUUCUUUUCUUAUUAAGAAAUAUUAAGUCUGCUCCCCAAUGUCUUUGAGAAAGUGUCUCAUUCCCAAGCAUAUUCAUGCAGCACACUGACUUUCAGCUUGGGGAUAUGCUGUUUGGUGCAAGAUACCCAAGCAGGGUUGAACAUCCUUUAAUCUUUUGCCCCAGGAGAGAAGUUAACGUGGUUUCUUGCUGUUGGCUCUCUGCCUUCCACAAAGAUGUCUUCUGUUGGCCAGGGUCUACAAUUUGAAUUCAUAUCUGACUCAUGAACAUAUCUCAAGCUAAGGACAGGCCCCAGAGACUCUCAGCAGUGCUCGUUAACUGCAAACAUGUUUUUUCCACCUCAAAUAUUUUCCCUUCAUUCUCCAUAGUGUUUUCUGCUGAAGCAUUACAAAUUAAACCCAAACUUUCAUGAAACAAAGCAGACAAGCAGCUGUUGUGCUGCUUAGUAAUUGUGUGUGUUAGGAAGUGGUACCUGCUAUACCAGCAUCCUGGGACAAAACUCCUUGAAGUGCUGGUGUACCGACGGGACAUCCGCCAACAGAAUUUCCCCCGUGUGUCAGUGCAGAGGCCAGCUGCAGAAGUCACAUUGUCAGCGGUAGUUUACAUAGUCUGUGUUUGAGUGGCCAGUGGAAAUCGGAGAGAAGAAGGGAAGAGAGGGAAACUAGACAGUAGUGGAUUGUAAAUUCUCUUGUACAGAGAAUUGGCCUCUGUCCAUUUUAUAGUGCAGUAUGUAUAUGGACCACAUCUGACUUUGAACAAAAAAUCAUUGAAUGUGAGCUGCAGAACAGAAAGAAAUCCUGAAGAAGAAAUACCAGAUUACGACUUUUCCCUUUAGUGCUGAAGGACGCUGGCCAGAUCUUUGCAAAGCUGAACAAUGAUAUCACUUGAGGGUGUAAUGGCCUACUGCAGGGGAAAACCUCAUACUCUAAAACUCUUUAGGUUAUGCUGAAGUCCUCCAGCACUGAGAAUGAAAGUGAAGACCUAACAUUGCACACAUAUAAAUUAGUUAAAAAUACAUGGAUGGGAAUCUUAAAAGGCCUUUUUCUAUCUAAAUGGUAGUAAAAGGCACAACUUGUACUUGCUGUUCAGUUGCACUUUAAGAAUAUAACUUGCAUAUCAGAUACUGGGGUUUUUUACUAUCUGAAUAUUUUUAAUUCAAAUUUUAUAUUUUUAAAGCUGAAGGAGGCUCUUGUGACCACAAGAUUCCUUAUUUGUAUCAGAAUCCAAGUAGGAUGUUCUAGCUCUUUGUGCUAUCCAAGUGGGCAGUAGCACAUGGCUCAGUCACGUGUGGCUGUUUCACAUAUGAACGAAGGGAAAGGCCCUCAGCUUCUGAGAAGUGGGCAGGCAACAGCGGGUGCCUUUGCCUUUUGUGGCACUGUCCAUAUCAGGGGCUGGGUGCCCAGGCCAUGCGAUGGGAGAACAGUUGGGCUUGGAGCCUGACCUGUGUUCGCUUUAAAAUAAUGGGCACACUGAGGAUGGGGGAGCACUUAAGUCCCCUAAGGGGAAGGGAGGAGGAUACUGUCUCCUGGGAACACCCAGGAGGUUCAUGGGGAUGGGGGAGUGAGGACUGCCAAAACAACUAAUCUGCUGUUUUCACAGUACAAACAACGUUUUUAACUGUUUUGUUUCUUCUACUAUGUUUUCAUUAAAACUCAAAAAUGGCUGUAAAAUCCUAAGCUUCAGCGAACCAUGCGUGGGGAGAUGACAUGAUUAUCUUUCAGCUCCAACUUCCAGACAUACUCCUCCCUUUUUCAGUUAUCCAAAAUCCCAUGGUCUCGCUAGGGCAUGUUACAAACUGCGUUGCUGAACAUAUUUUAGAGCAAACCGCACAUUUUAAAAGUCUGUCCUUCUCUAACAGUCUCUGCAUUUUAUGUAAAUAUUUGUUUGUAUGUAAAGACACCAGUGGGUCCUUGGGUUACCCCUGCGGUCAGGAACCUGAGUUUUGUGCAAUGCCUAGGCCUCUGUUAGAACACGGUGCUUGCAUAGAGCUAGUCACCACAUUUGUGUGCACUCUGGUGUUUUUUAAUAUUUUUAUACAUUCUAAUCCUGAACGUUAUGAAUUAUUAUAAGCGGUCUAGACUGCAUGAUCUAGAGCAGCCAGCAGUUCCAUUUUCUUAGCAUCUGUUCCUAAAAUGUCCACAGCUACACCUUGUUUGGUUAACGUUCUUUUGAAUUUUCAGUUAAAUGUUUACACCGGACACCAGUGGAUGAGAAAGGCGUUGCAUUAUAAAAUCUCCUGUGUACAAACUGAAAAGCCACGUUAUGGCUGUGUUGGGGGUUUAAAUUGUCACUGUCUGCAAUAAAGAGAACUCUAAAGCAUACUAAAAAACAGCCUGUAUAUAAAUCACAGAGAAAGAGAUUGCUUGCUCUUGACUAUUGCAAAAUAACAGAGAUAGAAGCUUUCCAAAUAUUUCUGCUUUUGGAUUGCUCAGUACUGCUAUAGGCAGGGUAGCCAGACAGAUGAGGAUGUCAUUGAGAGUGUAGAUGCUAAGGGGAGAAUGUCAUGUUCUGAUGGCAUUGCAGUAAUUUAAAUGCUCUCUAUAUGUGUGCGUGCAUGCGUGUGUGUGUGAGAAGUCUAAUCCAGGUGAAGGGAUCUGCUUUGGCAUCUUCCCUUUUGUAUGAAAGUGAACUCUGAUAUUCAGAUUGUUCAAGGCUUUUACGGUUGGCAUGUAUGGAGUGUUAAUAGAAAAGUGUAUACCCUACCUGUAAAAAAAAAAAACAACUACUCUGUUCCAGCCUGUUUUCUCCUGUUUGGUUGUGUUUUAUUGUUUGUUUUUAUGCACACUUGCUUUGUUGGUGUUGAGAUUUUAGCACCUCAGAUGGCCAACUGAACUAAAAAAAUAAAGUAAUUAAUUAUU
Messenger RNA from Struthio camelus australis, 11473 nucleotides. The record is from RefSeq and is a predicted model, not a curated record. NCBI's taxonomy places the organism in Eukaryota, Metazoa, Chordata, Aves, Struthioniformes, Struthionidae.